AUUUGCGUGGUGACCUGAACGCCUCACGCUCGUGCCGGAAGCACGUUUAAUAUCAUCCGUGCGCUCAGCGUUUUGUUUAACUGGAGGUCCACCAGCGGGGACGGAGGAGUCCUGGACCGGGGUCAUGGUUCUGAGGCUGGUCCAGAGGUUCCCACUGCUCAGGCAGUCCUGGAUCCAGCAUUACCCCACUGGGCUUUUCUGCCCGCCCAGGCUCCAGAGCGUCAAAACCGUGGAUCGGCCCUUGUGUGUAGCCUGCCUGUGCACAUCAGCCGCCCGGUGUAUCCGGAUACAGGGAUGCCAGAAGCUAAAGCGAUCCUCUGGGAUAAGGACCCUGACCACCAUCAUUAGGGAACCCUGUUUUGUUGCCAGCAGCUCUGUAGGUCUUCACCGAGAUUCAGUUCCUCGGUUCCGUCUGACCCAGCUGCACCGACCCACCGCUGCAGAGGAGCAGGGUUUUCAGGAUGAACUCUCGACCUGCUCCUCCUCCCGGCAGGUCCUCAAACUUCUUUGCUCAGUGGAGAUGCUAUCUGACACCAUGGCCGCUGCAGCGCUUCACCGCGUGGCCGACCUAGAGCGGGAGGAUAGCGCGCUGAAAGAUCCCACGGUGCUGGAGAAGGACUCCAUCAAGGGCCUGUGCUUCCAGCUGGAGCAAGACUCUGGACGUCUGACGGAUGCCGGGCUGGUGUCGGCUCUCCUGGCCUGCACGCGCCUCUACGUGGAUCCCCAGAGCACGCUGAUGGUGCGGCUGGUGUCCGAGAGCCGGGCCAGGCUGGACACGGGGAAGAUGAGUGUAGAGCAGCUGUGCACGCUGGGACAGGCGACGCUGGCCAUGGAGGGUCCAGGCAGCGCGGCCCUGGAACAGGUGAUGGAGCAAAUUCAGAGGCAAGGGCCGGCCCAGUGGAGCAUAUCACAACUCGUUGCUGUUUAUAGACUUCUUCAAGGUAGCGUGGGUGAAGAAGGGAAGUACAGGGACUUGCUGAAUGACAUGCACGCCCGCGCUGUGACUGCCACCUCCAGCAUGGAUCCUGCCGCCGUUAGCGGGCUGCUUAAUGCUCUCGUAACUCUGAAUCAGAUGCAGGCCAUGCCUCUUGUAAUCAAUCUGUGCAAGCAGGCUGUGCGGCACGUUCCUUACUUCACUGAUGAGGAGCUCAACCACGUACUCGGGGCUCUAAUGCACUUCGGCCACAGCGAUCGGUACUUUGUGGAGGCGAUGGAGAAGUACGUUCCCACAGUGGCCUUCACCUCCCAACCUGAGACAAUUUCCAAAGUCAUGCAGUUCUUUGGGCGCAGGAACAUCCUGUCCACGACCGUGUUCGAUGCCGUCGCUGAGAGCUUCGUGUAUCGAGCAGACGACUACAGCACCAGCCAGGUGGCCAGGCAGAUCGCGACUUUUGGGAAGCUGGGAUACCUCCCGCCCAACGCGGCCCAAGUGUUCAGGAAAGUAGAAAGGGUCCUGCACACACGCUUUUCCCAGUUCCAGCCUCAAACGUUGCUCAACCUGCUCCACGCCUGCACCCUGGUGGAGAGGUUCCCUGUCAACUUCGUCUCCAAAGUUUUCAGCAGUUACUUCCUCCAGCAGCUGCAAGUGGAGGACGAGGCUGGAAUUGACUGGUUCCUUCUGGCACAGCUGACUCAGCUCUACAUGACUAUGAAGUUGGAAUGUCCCUUCUACAAGGGUCCCAUGCUCUUUCCAAAGUACCGCGUCAAGUCUUUUCUCACGACUGGUCGCUCUCUGGAAACGCCAGUGGAUCCACAUCUGUACAACUUGGUGAAAAACGGACUGGUGGAUUUGCUCGGGGAUCGUUCGUAUUUUGGAUCCAAAGUUCUGACACCGUACUGCUACACACUUGAUGUGGAGAUAAAACUGGAUGAAGAGGGAUUUGUGCUGCCUGCCAGCCAUACUGACGAUGUACACAAAAGGUUGGCUGUUUGCAUCGAUGGACAGAAGAGAUUCACUACAGGCCUGAGGCAGCUGCUUGGAAAAGAGUCCAUCAAGCAGCGACAUCUGCGGCUCCUAGGAUAUGAAGUUGUUCAGAUUCCUUUCUACGAGUUUGAGAAACUUCAAAACCAGACCGAUGUGGUGGAGUAUCUGCAUCGAAAAAUCUUCCCUCACACUUACAGGCUGAGCUGGUGAUGAUAAAAUGCUGCAACGCCAUCACGUUGGACUUUUUAAAGAAAUCCCUAAUUAUUUUUGCUAGAAACACCCAUUGCCAAAUAAACACAUUUAAGUUAUUGAUUCUGCACUGCUGCAUAUUUAACUUGGCAAUAAAAGUGACUUUUGUAGAGA
This is a messenger RNA of Mugil cephalus (flathead mullet), 2287 nucleotides long. RefSeq names its product FAST kinase domains 3 (gene fastkd3). Gene Ontology annotation, cellular component: mitochondrial matrix; ribonucleoprotein granule. The record is from RefSeq and is a predicted model, not a curated record. Lineage: Eukaryota; Metazoa; Chordata; Actinopteri; Mugiliformes; Mugilidae. The transcript has 7 exons. Gene Ontology annotation, biological process: mitochondrial RNA processing; regulation of mitochondrial mRNA stability. Bases 125 to 2134 code for a protein of 669 amino acids. Gene Ontology annotation, molecular function: RNA binding.